AUGGAACGCAACUCGACAGACAUCCCCCUCCGCGACUUUGUCGGCUACGGGCGCAACCCCCCGGACGCCCAAUGGCCCAACGGUGCGCGCAUCGCGGUCUCCUUCGUCCUCAACUACGAGGAAGGCGGCGAGUACAACCCGCUUAACGGAGACGCUCGUACGGAGGCAAACCUCAACGAGCGCUUCGGCGCAACGCCCCUCAAGGACGGUAGCCGCGACUGGCCGAUGGAGUCCCAGUACGAGUACGGCUCCCGCGCCGGCGUCUGGCGCAUCAUGAACCUCUUCGACAAGCAUGACAUGAAGAUAACUAUUUAUGCGGUCGGUCGUGCACUCGACGUUAAUCCGCCCGCGGGACCCGAGUUCGAGAAGCAUGGACACGAGCUCGCUAUGCACGGCUACCGCUGGAUCGAUCACCCUGACCUCGAGAACGAUCCCGAGGCGGAAAAGGCGCUAAUUCGAGCGGGCAUCGCGUCCAUCCAGCGGAACUCCGUCUCGGGCAAGCCCCCGGGCGGUUGGUACCUCGGCCGGCCCUCGACGCGGUCGAGGGCCCUCAUCGCCCAGGUCCACAAGGAACAAGGCAUCCCGCUCCACUGGCAGAGCGAUUCCUAUGCCGAUGACCUCCCGUACUGGAUUCCGUAUCCCGGCGGCGAGAGGCACGAGGGCCUGCUCAUGAUUCCGUACACUUACGACAAUAACGACUUCAAGUUUACUCAGCCGCCCGGCUUCACGUCCGCGAGCGGCUUCGAAGAGUACCUGAAGAACGCCUUCGACACGCUCUACGAAGAGGGCGGCAAGAUGAUGUCCAUCGGCCUACACUGUCGCGUUAUCGGCAAGCCAGGACGCUUCCCUGCGCUCAAGCACUUUGUGGAAUACAUCUCCAAGAAACCAGGCGUGUGGGUCGCGACGCGCAGCGAGAUCGCGAAGCACUGGGCCGAAAAGUUCCCGUACGAUCCGGAGGCCAUCAAGCACGCGCCGGCUUUCGACAAGCCGUGGUGAGGUGGAGAGCGCCGAUAAUGAUUGAUCUCUCGAUCGUUUUCUGAACGCCGGAGCGACAUAUAUGAAAGGACGAUCGAUCUUGAACUGCCUGCUGGACUGAACGUUGAACGACGUGAUCUAUCCGUUAUAUGGACAUAUGCGAAACUCGGGGGAGGCAAAACGAACUCAGACUUUUGCCGGAGGGGUGCUGUCUAUCUGUCAGGGAUCUCAUUGAAAUCGACGAAGUCGGAACGCCAACGCCACGCGUCACCCCGAUGCGGGUUUGAGCGUAUCAUGCCCUCCCCACCUCCAUGUACAACAAUAAACCUCCGCCACACGCGGAAGGAUGCCCACGGGCUCGACUUCUUUCUCCGCAUUUGGUGGCGCCCGAGAAGCCAAACGCCCCCAUCUUCGACAGCCAGCUUGCUUCGAAGACUUCA
Messenger RNA from Punctularia strigosozonata HHB-11173 SS5, 1415 nucleotides. Its product is annotated as chitin deacetylase. Gene Ontology annotation, biological process: carbohydrate metabolic process. Gene Ontology annotation, molecular function: hydrolase activity, acting on carbon-nitrogen (but not peptide) bonds. The coding region runs from base 1 to 996 and encodes 331 amino acids. The record is from RefSeq and is a predicted model, not a curated record. NCBI's taxonomy places the organism in Eukaryota, Fungi, Basidiomycota, Agaricomycetes, Corticiales, Punctulariaceae. The transcript has 8 exons.